Arxiozyma heterogenica is the source of this 684-nucleotide messenger RNA. It is a transcript of the gene SVS1, whose product is annotated as Svs1p. The transcript has a single exon. Bases 1 to 684 code for a protein of 227 amino acids. The record is from RefSeq and is a predicted model, not a curated record. NCBI's taxonomy places the organism in Eukaryota, Fungi, Ascomycota, Saccharomycetes, Saccharomycetales, Saccharomycetaceae.
AUGAAAUUGACUCAAUCAUUAGUUUUAUUAUUCACAUUAUGUUACACUUCUAUGGCUGCCUGGUAUGAUAAUACAACCAGUCCUGCUAACACAAUAAAUAGAUCUGUUAUAACAUUAUCCCCCACCUACACUGUCCAACCAAUUACUACCACAAUCACAUAUGCUGACCCUACAACUACUUUUUAUGUGACGCAAACCGUUUUCACCACGAUAUAUUACACUCCAGUUUCAACUCCAGCUAUUACUACCAAUGCCCUAUAUUCCCAACCAUCAUCAAGUCUUACUACCAUUACUAGUACAGCUACAUCCACCGCUGUUACUGAACUUGCUUCCACUUAUUCAGACGUCAGUACCACCUACACCUCUACUAUUACCUCCACCCUAAUCUUUUAUCAAACCAUAACUAGAACAACUAAGAAUAAUCUAAAUGUUAAGGACUUGAAGGUGGACUUCACUACCCCUAUAACUACUACUACUGCCAUUGCUACUGCUGAUGGUGAUACUGUAUCACCUAACGCUUCUGCACAACAGUGCACAGAUAUUGUAAAUACAGUGACAGUUACCGAGACUGCUAAUCCAGUCACUAUCACUGUUACUCCAGAAAUUAAAUAUGUUACUGUGACAGUCAGUGCAAACACAAUUGACCAAACCAGUUUAUUUAACACCACUGUAAGAGCUAGCUGA